CCUUCUCCAGGUCAUCACAGGAUCAGACCCCCAGAACUUAUCGGAUCUCAACCCGACUCCGUCGCCCGCUACAGAGGACGCGUUACCGCUUUCCAUCGAACUAGGGUUCCCAAAACCUAUAUAAGGCAGGGAAGGCAGGAACGAGGGAGGAAGCCGAAGUCGCAGCAAUGGCGGCGAAGAGCAGCAAAGUGCUCCUGGAUCAGCCGUCAAAGCCCUCCUUCCCCGAAAGCCUUCUCGUGGGCGGCGACCAACCCGCGCGCGUAACCCGAGGCCGCAAACCCCCAGCCGCCGCCGCCGCCUCCGUGAUCGGCGGUUCGGAACCGAAACCUCUCACCGCCGCUGUUCCCCAGAGCCAAUUUCUGGAAAAGGUGAAGGACUUCCUAGGAGUGAUGGCGGAGGCCAACGAGAAGCUGGAGCACGAGGUGCAGUCGAGCUCCCGCCCGGACCACGACGUGGAAGUGCUCAGUGGGAACGAGAAGGAGUACAUCGAGAUGGACUUGCUCCUUGGCGUCGCCGACCUUCGCACCGCCGAAGCCGUGGCAGCGGCGGAGGCCACCAUGUGCGGCCUUCGGCCGUCCGCAACCUCCAGUAGCAGCAGCAGCAGCAGCUCAUCUGACACAGACGAUGACAGCGAUGAAGACGAAGCGUCUCGUCGAAGCGACGAGCGGAGCAAGCGGCCGAAGAUUGUUGUGCUGGACCCAUCAACGGAUUAAAACUUGACAAAAGACAAAUCUUACAGCAGUGAUGGCUAAGAAUCUGCAUCCUUUACUGCUCUCGACAUGGUGUCGAGCUUAACACAAAUCGAUGCAGAAGAUGAUCUCAGGCCUCUGUUUUCUGUGUGUGAAGUGCCAACUAAUGGGAGAGUGAGUAUAUUUGUGCUCCCAGCUUUUCUGCAUUAGCAUAAAACUGCUAUUUGUGAUGCACAUAUCUAAAUCCUUUGUGUCUGUCAUCAACAAUCAAAACUCAGAAUAUGUAAGCAGAGUUGGAGAAAAAUUGCAAUCUUAUUCAAUCAUAAGGCACACUUUGUUGAC
Molecule: messenger RNA, 1031 nt
Organism: Musa acuminata subsp. malaccensis (wild Malaysian banana)
Lineage: Eukaryota; Viridiplantae; Streptophyta; Magnoliopsida; Zingiberales; Musaceae
Biological process (GO): box C/D snoRNP assembly
Molecular function (GO): box C/D methylation guide snoRNP complex binding
Source: RefSeq, a predicted model, not a curated record